CUCUCCGCGCCCGCCGCCCGCGCCCGGCCCCGGCGCCCCGGCCCUGCUGCCCGCGCUUCAUGGCUGCGCACGAAUGGGACUGGUUCCAGCGCGAGGAGCUCAUCGGACAGAUCAGCGACAUCCGAGUCCAGAACCUGCAAGUUGAGAGGGAGAAUGUGCAGAAGCGGACUUUUACUCGAUGGAUAAAUCUCCACCUGGAGAAGUGCAACCCACCUCUAGAAGUUAAAGAUUUAUUCGUUGAUAUACAAGAUGGCAAAAUCCUAAUGGCUUUGUUAGAAGUCCUGUCUGGGCGAAAUCUGCUGCACGAAUACAAGUCCUCAUCCCAUCGUAUUUUUCGGUUGAACAACAUAGCGAAAGCGCUUAAGUUUUUGGAAGAUAGCAAUGUGAGACUGGUCAGCAUCGACGCGGCAGAAAUAGCAGACGGCAACCCCUCUUUGGUUCUUGGGCUGAUUUGGAACAUCAUCCUCUUCUUCCAGAUUAAAGAACUCACCGGCAACCUCAGCAGAAAUUCUCCAUCUUCCAGCCUGUCACCCGGCUCGGGGGGCACAGACUCAGACUCCUCCUUCCCACCCACGCCCACUGCAGAGAGGAGUGCGGUGAUAUCGGUGAAAGACCAGAGGAGGGCCAUCAGGACACUGUUGACAUGGGUGCAGAGGAAAACAAGGAAGUAUGGCGUGGCGGUGCAGGACUUUGCAGGCAGCUGGAGAAGCGGGCUGGCUUUCCUGGCAGUGAUCAAGGCCAUCGACCCUAGCCUGGUCGACAUGAAGCAGGCGCUAGAAGACUCCAUGCGGGAAAAUCUAGAGAAGGCUUUCAGCAUCGCUCACGACGCCCUUCACAUCCCCAGGCUCCUGGAGCCAGAAGACAUCAUGGUUGACACGCCAGAUGAGCAGUCCAUCGUGACUUACGUGGCUCAGUUUCUAGAACAUUUCCCGGAGUUGGAAGCCGAGGAUUUUGCGGAUUCCGACAAAGAAGCCCCUAUUGAAUCCACCUUCGUUCGCAUCAGAGAAACCCCUUCUGAACAAGAGAGCACCGUCUUCCUUCUGACUGAGAACGGGGAGCAUGCCUACACCGUCAACCACGGAACGAGCCACCCGCCACCCUCCAAAGUCUUCGUCUGUGACAAGCCUGAGGGCGUGAAGGAGCCCUGCGUUACCAGCCAGGAGCUGGCAGACAGCUGCUCUGAGUUCACGCACGAGAUCAUUGACCAGGUUCUCCAAGGGGUCCCCGGGAAGAUCAACAGCACCGGCGAGCUGGCUCCAGAAUCUUCCAUCUUAUCAUCCAGAAAGGACAGCCAGAGGUCCACCUCUCUGCCAAUCAAGAAAACUGUGCACUUUGAGGCUGACACCUACAAGGAGGCCUCCUGCAGUAGGGACCCUUUCUACAGUCCAGACCUUCGCUUCGAAGGAAGCCCAAGAGAGACCAAGGAGUUGUCCAAGCAGGACGGACAGGUCUGGGCGGCUGAGGUUGCCGAGGAAACACCGAAACAGGAGGCCCUGGAGAUCCUGGAAGCAGCCUCCAGUGAGGCCCCCAGUGACGUGUCUUCAGUGGACGGUAAGGUCAGUCAUCCUCCGACUUCCCAGACCUCUCCCUCCUGGAAUGGGGCGUCGGAGAGGGCAGCUGGCCCAGGGGAAGAGGGCCGUUCCCCGUCAUCCCUGGGAGAGGAUACCGUUGUGGCCGAUUCCAUGGAGAUUGAGGUUAAGCUGCUGACUGUCGAAGCUAUGGAUAAGGAAGACCCUUUCGAAGGCAUACCAUUAAAAGCCUCGAAAUUCAGCAGCAACCUCGUAGGUUUUCCCUCCACCAGCCAGGCUUUCCACGAGGUUCCUUCGCCUCAUGAGAAAAAACCUGCCGAGGAGGAGGUGUCCGAGGACCGUGCUGAGAAGUUGCGUAAAAGGAGGGGUAAAUCUGCCCACAGGAAGACAGAUUUGGAUGAGCCCCCCGUGAAGCCCAACCAGCAGGAACCUCACAAGGACCCUGGACCAGAAGACCGAGGCUCUUCUUUGGAGGCACCGGUGGAUAAAAAGCCAGAAGUGUGUGAAAAGGCCAAGCACAAGUCCCCCCGGCGCCGUCGGGGUGAGGAGGAAGGGGAAGCCGAGGGCCCACGGGGCCUUGGGGGAGAAUUGCCUUCCAGUCCAGCCAACAGCAGCCGCAGCUUGGAGACCCUCCGCAGCCCCAGCGACGAGGGCCUGGAUUUCGAGCCGUCUCCACCGCCCUCCAGGAUCUCCAUCAUCCCCCACGACCUUUUCUACUACCCGCAUUACGAGGUCCCCCUGGCUGCGGUUUUGGAGGCUUACGCAGAAGCCGUGGAGGAUUUGAGAAACGAAGAAGUGGACCUCGAAGAGCCAGAGGGGUAUCUGCCGGAUGCGGGGGCUGGGGAGGCCGAGGCCUCCCAGAGCAGCUGCAGCUUCGCCGGGCGGGGCAAGGGCCACCCCCAGGCCAGCGUCGCAGAGGAUGCCAGCCCAGCCUCGGAACCCAGCCCCCCGUCCCCACAGGAGGACCACCUGCCAAGUGAGGGCGCAGAGAGUGUCCCCGUGCAGGGCCACCAGUCCCAGGAGUUUCCAAACUCGGAAAACUUAGCAAACCCAUUAGAAGAAAAGGUAAUGGAAGAACCGAUCAGCAGUAAAAAAAAGGAAAAAAGAAAACACGUGGACCACGUAGAAAGUUCAAUAUUUAUAGCACCCGGAACUGUUCGCUCCUCAGAUGACCUGGAAGAAGACACCUGUGACCACAAAGUCCUUUCCAGGACAAGUCACAGUGACUCCAGCAUUUACGUUCGACGACAUGCUAAUAGGUCUUUGGAACCGGAUCAUUUUAGCCAUGUUCAGUUGAGGAAUGCAGCAGAUCAGGAUGGCAGAAGAAACCAAAUGUUAACCAGGAAGGCCAACAGCUCGGGCGAAGCCAGGACGCAAGAGACCCACAGCCCAGAGAGCGACUCGCUGAUGCAGUUCGUCCAGCAGCCAGACGUGAUGUACUUUAUCCUCUUCCUCUGGCUCCUGGUUUAUUGCCUGCUGGUCUUCCCCCAGCUGGACCUCAACGGACUCUGAUGCGUGCGUCUGCAUAAUAAAAAGACAGGAUCCUGGCCAGGGGUGGGCAGUCUCCUUACUUCCUUUUAUUGCCUGUUCUGGAUGGGGCGCUUGCGCAGAUGGUGGAGGACCUCCGAGGAAACUUAGACUCCCUCUCUCCACUUUCCUUUUUCAUGUUUCCUUUCUCUCCUGUGAGUCCUAAGCACACUUUUCUCUUUGGCUGUGGACUCAACACUCAGGUGUGUGGCCAGAUCCUUGGGUGGGUUUGUUUGUGUGCCUUGCCGUCAGGUAUUAAGCUUUGUUACUAAUACUCAUAACUGGGUCUUAGCUCGCCCCACGCGCUGGUUUUUAAGGUCCCAGAUGGACCUGAGUUUCUCGCCUCCUGAUGAGAAAUAGGAUGGAUGCCUCACGGAGACCCCCGCUGGGAAGAAAACUGCCCUGCUUUCCUCUGAGAGGGGAGUCUGAGUGAAGGUGCUGGGGGUCCGCGCACCUGUUGUGGUCUGGUGACUGGUCGUUUUCUUUGGGGGGAUAUCAGAGCAGCACAAAGCUGCCGGGUCCAGCAAAGGGCAUCCGUGAAUGGCAAAGUUCGAGGAAAGUGUGGGCUAGGUCGUGAGCUGCAGUGCACACUUGUUCACCCUCGUUUUCUUUUUCGUGGGGGGCAUGCAUUUUAAUUUUGCUUUUGCAUUGAUUGAACUGAGGUAAAGCUGUGAUUUUCAAACCUUUCCCACCUAUGGAAUCCUCCUUUCAAGUGGAUUCUCAGGGGCCAGUCUAGUUGAUACAUGAAAAGCAGAGCUUUGGCUGACACAGGGCAAGGCCUGGGAUCCCUCUCGCUUUGCCCGGGCAGCUCCCAGCUUCCACUCGUGCCUCCUGAGGCAUCUGUGCUGGUACCCAAGGCCCCGCAAGGCACUGUCAAAAAAAAAGCCCCCGAAAGCCCCGAGGAGGAAUGCAGAAGUGGCCUGGCUGAGAACGAGCUCUGACUGAUGUUAGAGCAGGAAGUGGUCCAGCACGUUCCUGCUCCGAGAGAGCUUUUGUGCACACCUGCCUCACAGUGUGAGUCUCAGCACGGGCAUCUUUCGUGGUCAGUUAUGAUGGGUUUCUUGAAAAGGAAAAGGGUUUCUGGAAAGCACCCUGAGAAGUAACCAGAACGGGCAGGUGGUGAGAGGACAGAGGCAUCCACCUGCCCUUCCGUCUUCCUUCUGCCCUGGGCUCCCUCCUCUUCCUGCUUCCUGUCAAGAGGCAGGCCAUGCGUCCCUGUGUAUUACUUCCUCCUCCCGUUGUCCUCCCCCUCAGAAAGCAUGUAUAUGGUGGGACUUACAAAACCACAGCCUAUUAGGUCAGGAGGGGCAGUUAGACGGCGUCUCCUCUGCUGAACCUAGAGAGGCAGAGCUGGUUGGCCAAGAUCACACAGCCAACCAGGAAUGGAGGCCACCUGAUGCCCCAUCCAGAGCUGUCCCCUCUUUUAGGGAAAUUCCACUGGGCCCAUGAAUGUCCUGAAAAAAAUAAUAAUAAAAUGAAUAGAUAAGAAUGUCCUCAUUUAAACAAAACUAAAAUUUUUAGGUCAACCACCCACCUUUGUUUUUUCUUGUGUUUUUCCCAUGAGGAAGUUUUGUUCGCUUUCAGGCUCAUUGCCUGUUCCUUCUAGAAUACCCUCGACGGCUCUAACAGCUUGUCAGCUGACACACCAGCUUUGCUGUUACUCCAGGAAUCACGCUUCUCUCUCAGCAAGGCAGGGAUUUGCUUAUUUCAAGCAGGGGGUCUCAAGUUUACAGAAUUCCAGCAUGGCCAAAAGAAUUGACGUAGCGCAUUUGAGUCGAUGACAGCCAAAGCCUGGCCUCUAACCCACUCUGGCUAUAAGCUGCUUUCUCUCCACUAACGAAUCUAAGCCUUCCCAGCUGAAAGCCGUUGGGAGUUUGGAGCGAUUCCAUCUCGAAGGCCUGGUGUCCCAUGGAAAAUGAGCUAAUCAGUGAGCUCCCUGGCAUCACCGCAAGCUGAAAGGUACAGAUAGUAAAGAUGAUGUGUGUGAUACUUUCUAACCCUGGACACCAGGCAGUCCUCACCUAAAUUACAUGCUUGGAAAGCCAGGGAAGAGCUGACCUGAACGUUAAUCAUUUCACUUUACGGGUCUAGACCUUGUUCAUAAAAGUCUCUGCAGGUUUCCCCUCUCACCCAUUACAAAGUGUGAUGUUUAAAACCAUCUACUGGCAAGAUGCCUGAAAGUCAUUUGGUUCAGGGUGGCAGCAAACUGAUUUUUUUUUAAAAGAAAAAAAAGAAUCUCACUUGAUUACAGGCGUGUGUGAAAGAAGUCAGAUAUAGAAGGUGGGUGAGAAGCCUGAAGGACAGACCACUCCAUGGCUUCCAUUUAAGAAUUUAUUUUUAAUUCUUAUCCAAGUAAUACAUGUUCAUAGUUUAAAAAGAAACAAAUACUAUAAGACUUUUAAUGAAAACUAGCAAUCCCCUAUGGGUUGCUCUCUAGAAGUAACACUUUCACCUCUUUUAGCUGUUUCUUCUAAUAUUUACCUUUGCAUUUCUACAUAACAUGCUUAUACUUCUUUUAUUUUUAAAAUUAAUCUAGAAACAUCUACUGGCUUGCUACCGUGGUAGAGAAGGAUCUUGCUCUUGCCUAUACCGUGCUUUGUUUUUCCAGUAUAGUUAGAUCUGUUGUUUGGACAUCUCUCUUCAUUGUGGGCAUAUGAGGACUGUUUACCCGUGAGCCAAGUAGCGUACUAUGGUUACUCGUCCUUUCUCGUCAAAUUUCUUCUCCCUCCUUGAUGAUGAUGAUUGAUGACGAUGAUGAUUUUGGUGUGGCGCAUUCCUUAGUAACCUUCUUAGAAAAGAACAUGGGAAGUAAAUAUUAUUGUAAAUAUUUUGAGAUUUUGCAUAACUUAAAAUAUCCUUAUUCUGCCCUUACUCAGGUGUAGCUGGAUAUAGAAUUGUGGGUGGGAAAUAAUACCCCCCAUCGUGGUUGUUGAGAUUCCUGAUGCCAUUCUGAUUCCCAGGCCUUUAGCUGCGACUUGGGUUUCUCCACCCUCCCAGGAAACAUUUAAGAUCCCUUCAUUCUUAGUGUUCUGAACUGUCCUGAUGGUGUUGUACCCUUGAUGGUGUACCUCGUGCUGGGUUCUCAUGAGAAACUUCUUAAAUUUUCUUGUAAUUGUUCACGUUCUUUCUUUCUGUACCACCUGUUGUUCCAAUGUUGGACUUCCCAGGCUAGACCUCUAAUAUUUUUUUAUCUUUUCUAUUUCUCAUCUCUUAGUUUAUUUUUUUUGAUCUGCUUUCAAAGGUAGUUGUUUAGCUUUAUCUUCUCAAUAUACCUGAUGAAUGUUUUAUUAAUUUCCAAAACGUUUUGUAGUGUCCUGUUCUUGUUUCAUGGGUGCAGAACUUAUUUCUCUGUGGAUGUUCAUGAUAAUGGGGUUUGGGGCAAGUUCUUUUCUGCUCUCUGUUUUGCCUUUAUUUCCUCUAAGUUCCCUUUCUCUUAGUCACACUGUCUGUCUUACAUUACAAGUUUUCUUCGGAUAUCUAGUGAUCCUAUCGGAUAUCUAGUGGAUCCUUCGGAUAUCUAGUGGAUCGGUUCGUGUGUAAGAAUGAUACAGCACAAAAUGGAUAGGAAGUUCUGUGUGUCAACGGGUGGAUUCCUCUGUAGGCUCACCAGGUGGGCACCUGGACUCUUCAUGGGAGGACCACACAUAUCAAUAUUUGCAGGUCUUUUCUCACUGUGUUUCUUUAGAGAUAUUUCCACUUCUCUCCUGCCUGAGAUAAAGGGACAUACGCAGAGCUGCUACUAGCCUAUGCAGGGCCCUCAUGCAGUUUCAGAAAGGGCAUUCCCUCUGAGUGGAUGGAUGACUCAGAAAUAGGUGCCCCUCUGAGCAGAAGCCACCCGUGGGCACUUGGCCAAACUGGCAGAAGCCAUCUUUUGCCUCUUUCUCCAGGGAAAGGCCUGAGGAGCAGAGUAAGGGCUAGAUUUUAACUCGCAAUUGCCCCCUUAGCCAGGCACCUUUGUGCCGUGCACGAACUGGAGGGCCGUACCCAGAGAUGCCGGCACACACCUGAGCGCCCGCACCCUGCCUCUGAGCAGGUAUCUCAUCACAGUCAGCGUGUACACUCACCGAAUCGCUCCCGCCUCGCUGUGCCUGGUGUCCCUGGGUUAGAGCCCCUCCGCUUGCCCCCGAGGAGUAGGCUGCUGGCGCCGCUGGGUGCUGGUGCCUCCCCUCUGCACAGGCAGUGCGUGGUGUUGGGAUUCCUCGGCCCUGCUCCCGUCUCCCUCAGUUCUGCCCCUGCCAUACAUGGGUCGGCAUCUCGUGCCUGCUGUCAUCUCCUCUUCAUCCCUUUGUCUUUAUGAUUCCAUCCCUUCCAUUCCUUUGUUCUUGUUUCCCUGGGGUUUCACCAGGGAAGACACCCUCUUGAAUCGCAGGUCCCACGUUUGCGCUCUCCCUGCUUGUUAGGUGGCUCGCUGCUCUGUGGGCGCGCUUGUGAACGUGCCCUGAGUCCUGCUGAGGCCUGGUCUGCGAGCACCUUCAUGUAACGCUGGGCCAAGUGAGGAGAGGCGAGAGGGCACCUGGAGCUCCCCUGGAUGCCCCAGCACAGAUAGGACUCUCCUUCCUUCCCUCCUUUCCACCUCCUACCCCGAAGAAACUAUCUUAGAGCUCCGUUCCCCGCCAGACUCCCGCUUCUCGGAGUCACGCACUUUCUAGGUUUUCUUUGCCACCGUCCCUUCACCGGGAAACAGUCCGCACCGGUGUCGGCCAGCGGGCAAACUGGCUGCUCCCUCUGUUGGAUGGCUGUUUGGAACUUUGUGAGCAAUUCCUCCUGGUCAAGCCUGGCCUCUGUAGGGAGUGGGGCUCCCACCAGGACUGGGAACCAGGGAGUGCCCCCUAGAAGCCACCCUGGGCACAGGCUGCGUCUCCCUUUCUGGGGUUCAGCUCUCUCUUCCCGUCCCCAUGCAGUGCGAUCCUGCUCUUUGUGAGGGUCGAACUCGUAGAAGGCAGAAGAUUUGGAGGCUGCCUGCCUGUGUAGUCGAUCUUCAUAAAUUAUAGGUCAUUUCAUAGCCUUAGGGAUCACGUAAGGGUCUAGUGCCUCAUUUAAGAAAUGAGAAAACUGACGAUCAGGAAGGAGAGAUGAUUAGUCACACUGCUAGUUAGUGCCCUCGGGAGGGACGUCCGGAUGCCAAGUUCUCUACAGAACUCCAGCCUCCAGCUGCUGCAGCUCAACUGCACCUCCCUCGUCACCAAGGACUCAGGACAUCACAGAGCUGAUCUCUCAAACACAGGCCCGCGUAAACAAGGAAAGAAGGUAUCUCUGAAUCUCAGAAUUCGUGGUGGCUUCUUUGUUAAGAAUUGUUCUCUUUCCGCGGUCGUGUCAUUGGCGAGCACUCCUGUGACACACUUUCAUACAAGCUCGGAUUUUCUUAACUCUCCAGUAGGCCCACUGCUGUUUGGAGCCACGACCUCUCUUUCCCUUUGGCUUGGAGACCUUCCCAGCCAUUUCUGUUUACGUCCUCCAGUCCCCGAGGUGGUCUAUGUGGGAGUUUCAGAUCAACGUGGUUCCUCAGAACCUUCCCAGUGAUAUUCUGGCCAGGAAACAAGAGCCCACGAAACCCUCCGGGUCCGCAUGUGUUAUUUCUCUUGCCCUGACAUUGCAUCAUCUCUGCUGAGGCCGCCUUUGGGGAGAGACUGAACGUCUUGGGGCUGCAGCUGCUGGCUGGAGUCCCCACUGAAUAGCAGGCUCUUCCUCCGGCCCGUCCAGCUGCUCUCGGGAUGAAGGCUUUGGCCUGGGCUGAGCAGCUGAAGCCUGAGAGCUGGCGUGAGUGAUAACUCGCUUAUUUGCUGGAAAUAGCUGUGGAGUUUGCCUGAACGGUUAGCCAGUGUCAGGGAGCCAAGAAAUGAGACGUGGGUUCUUUGCUGGAUGUCGAGUCCCGUAGAUCUUCUCGGCUCUGCCUCUUGUCAGGCACCUUGUUGAGGAGCAAUAGUCAUGCAGGGAAGUGAGCCCAAUACCCGUGAAGCGUGGACCCUGCAUGCAUUGCGCCCAGAAUCUUCCAUUCCCAUCUCACGCAGACCCGUGGCUUCAGGCUUCAGGUGAGCCCUGGUCCUCCUUGCUCUGACGUGUGACAGCACCACAGUGACCUGCAAGCCGUCAGAGUCCUCCACCCCCGUGGGUGUGACCAGCUUGGGAAGGAGCAAAGGCCUGGAGGUUCUGAGCCCCUACUUCCCUAGGGUCAGCAGAGGCCAUCAGAGUUCCGGGGCCCCCUGACCCUUCUGGAAUUGCCGGACCCCUCGGCAGCGGGAAGACCGACGUGGCUGCUUAUAAUUCAUCUGAGAACCUUGAUGAAAACCCAGCCCUGGGCUGUAGCACCAACAAGCCAGAAAAAUGUCCUCGUUUAUGGGAAGAAGACAGCCAGUAUUUUACGCUGUUGGACCACGUGGUUUUAAAUACACACAGCACUCAGUAAUCUACCGCCCUGAUCCCACUGCUAACUUCAAGAUUCCCUGACACUUAGAGGUCAAGGCCAGCUUUCAUCUAGCAGGAAUCUCUUUAACUGAAACUCCCCCCGCCCCCCCCCCUUUUUUUAAUCACUCCCUUCUCCCUUCUCCAGGAGGAUUUAUGGAAUAGGGGAAGAGGGCAGGUUCAGGAAUCAGCCGGAUCUAGGUUCAAGUCCCCGCUGGGUCUCCAGAUAUAUCUGGAUGACUGGGCAAAUUACCUCUCUGAGCAUCUUCUGUGCAGAAUCGACACUCAGUACAUAUUUGCUGAGUGAAUAAUAGCUCCCUUGUGAGCUUGUUACAGUGUCGUAAAAUGCUCAGUAGCUCCCUGUCUGCACGUCCCUCCUCGCCAGGCUUUGACUAGACCUCCUUUCAGUUCGUUCAGUUUACCGUGGCUUCUUCCAGCCUCUCUCCAAUCCGCCUCCAUCUUGCCAGCUGCUCUCUCACACCUAGCUCAUGCCUUUUACAAGAGGAAGCCGAAGCCAGCGUGUACCCACGGACUCACUGGACCCUUAACGACAAUCACGGGAGGUGGUUCUUUCAGAGAGGAAGCUAAAACACAAGAAGGAAAGAUGACAAGGUCAUAGAGCUGGCAAGUGGCAGAACCAUGAUCAUAGGACUCUUCCUUCCAGACGUUGAUUUCCACCCUAGACUUUGCUGCUUAGAAAAUAAGUCAUGCCUUAAUGUGAUUCUGAUUGUUGGUGAAUUUGGCCUAGUUGGCAAGCGUGGGUGGAAAUCUCAGAGUUGGGCGGGUUUAGCAGUUGCGUUUCAACCCUCACCUGGCGUUCUUCCCCUUCCCAAGUUUCUGCGUACUUUGACCCCCGCCCCGUAUCAACACUGCUUAAAUAUCUCCUUCAUCCUCAUUUGGUAAAAAUGACUAAUAUUGUACAUCAACUAUACUUCAAUUAAAAAAUAAAUUAAAAAAAUUUUAAAUAACUGAGGACACCCCAAGUUCAGGUUUUAACUAAGGUUGCAAAUCGACAACCAAAAUGACUGCGUCUAAAGGCCCAUUAGCAGCAUAACCUCAGUGUCUAACAUCCAAGAUUGAAUGACUUUAAUUAAUGCCCCCAGGUAGUCACUCUUCACUUCUUCUCACGCAUGCUUUUCAGAGUAGAAGUGAGGCUUCCUCCUUCAAAAAGCAAAUCUCACUGUGCUGGGCAGAGCACAAGUUAAAUAGGGAUGAGACCAUGGAUUACUUGGAGGAAGUUACAACUGGUUGGCCUGUGAGAUAGGAAUCAUUGUUUUUCCUUUGUUUUGAAUUGAAAAGUUGUGAUUUUUGCAUUGUUGCAGAAAGGAAUAGAAAAAUGUCUCCUGAUAGGUCUCUUUUCCAUUUGCAAAAGUUCAGACUUCUUUUAGACCCACCAGAAGUCAGUAAUAGCCUAUUCUCUGUAAGACUUUCCUAUGAGGACAGACACAACAUGCCUGUAUUCCUAAAUGUCAUGCAAGGAUUGAGACACUUUUUAAAAGGAAACUCUGGGGACUUCCCUGACUGUCCAGUGGUUAAGACUCCGCCUUCCAAUGCAGGUGGUGCGGGUUCGAUCCCUGGUCGGGGAACUAAGAUCCCACAUGCUGCACAGUAUGGCCAAAAAUUUAAAAAAAAAAGGAAACAAAGUGUCUGUAACCUAGAGAGUUGACAUUAUUCCAAAGUAGGAUAGCACUGGCCUGGUCAUCAGGACCCCAGGUCCUAGCUCCGGCCCACCUGCUGUGACACCUUGAAUAAUUCAUUUACCUCUCUGGGUGGAAAGGUGGGAGACCUCUUUUUAAAAGUCUUUCUUAGGUUUAAAAAUCCAAAGGUUAGGGCUUCCCUGGUGGCACAGUGGUUGAGAGUCCGCCUGCCGAUGCAGGGGACACGGGUUCGUGCUCCGGUCCGGGAAGAUCCCACAUGCCGCGGAGCGGCUGGGCCCGUGAGCCAUGGCCGCUGAGCCUGCAUGUCCAGAGCCUGUGCUCCGCAACGGGAGGCCCGCGUACCGCAAAACAAACAAACAAAAAUCCAAAGGUUAGCAAAUUAGGUUUGUUUUUAUUGUAAUCUCAGUAAGUGGCCUGUUUGCUUAGAAUAAAUGCACCUCUGCAUUUGUAAGUGAAUUCCAAAGCUUAGAGCAUGGCUUCCGGAUUUAGUAUCUGAGAAAGGUGCCUUUGGAAAGUGUUUGGUCUGUUGAAAGUGUGGGGUGAAAGUUGGGAGUAGAACGUGGGAGAGCUGCUUCCUAGGACUCCCAGAACCAAUCUGGUCUCCUUAAAUUAAGUCAGCAUCCGAGGCAAUUUUCUUGGAUACUUUGAAGUUCACAAGUUCAGGUGCAGGCAUAUAUAGAUGUAAACGACUGGACCUUUCUAUCCUUCCCAUCUUUUUCCCCGUCCCCUGGUAGACUCGAAAUAGAUAGGCACAGAAAUUCCACUCGAAUCAGAGGCUGCUUGCAUUCUAGCACUGGAUCCCUGAAGCCAAAGACGGGCAUGUUUGUACAGAAUGUCCCUGGGGCGGGAGUGGAACUGGGGGAAGGGGUGCUAUGAAGCAGAGACCCUGUCUCCUUGAAAUUGCACCCUGAGUUAGCUACCUGCAUCACUUGCGUUGGUGUUGGUAACAUCAGCCAAAGACAAAGAGUAAAAGAGGAAGGAUGGUUGUUCCCUACCGUACAUGGUCAGGACCAAUUGUUAAACCUGGAAGCAGGAGUUUGUUCAAAGUGUAUUGUAUUGGAUGAUGAUAGCUAUUUAUUUUUUCAAGGUCUGUAAUACGUUUAACAGAUUUAAUGCUACGGUUUCUUGUAAUGUCAUGGCAGGACUUCAUUGAUAAUGUCUGAAUAUUUUUACUGAGAGCUCUAAGAGAACUAUUGAAAAAAAAGCAAGAUGUUAUUUUGUAGUACAAGAAUUAUUUUGUCCGUUUAGCACAUACAUAGCUGUAGCUUUGUAAAAAAAAAGGUAUCUUUGUAAAAAAAAUUGUAUGAACAUGCACUCUUAUUUAUUGACUAUUGUAAAUGAAGAUAUAAAUGACUAUUUGCCUAAUUUAUACUUGUGGGAAAUUAACUGGAGUAUUUGUUAUUUGAUUGUUUUCUAUUAAGGACUAUUAGGCUUGGUGCUAUGAUGAAUGGUCUUGUAAAAUUACAUGUAACCUUAAGAAAAAUUUUUAAGUAUAAAUUUCAUGAAUUGACCAGCUCAUUGAUAAUUCUUAUUUCCAUGUAUGUUCAUGCCUUUGCCAACCAGAAAUGACUCUAUCUUUCCUUUGUCCCAACAAAGAGUACUAUUGCCAGGUAAAAGUGACACCGAUUGGCUGUAGAAUUGUAGAGACUGUAGGGAAUCUACCCUUUUUAACUAUUAACUUGUCUUGAGCCUUUGCAGGUGAACCUCCAAGAAGGAACAAUAAUGGUAGUGAUGGUGGCUCUGUGGCUGUGGAGUUACGCUGCCUGCCUGAGUUUGAAUCCUGGGUCUGUCUCUUACCGACUGUGUGAUUUGUAACA
Globicephala melas (long-finned pilot whale) is the source of this 12930-nucleotide messenger RNA. It is a transcript of the gene CLMN, whose product is annotated as calmin. Gene Ontology annotation, biological process: negative regulation of cell population proliferation; nuclear migration. The record is from RefSeq and is a predicted model, not a curated record. Gene Ontology annotation, cellular component: cytoplasm; nuclear outer membrane; meiotic nuclear membrane microtubule tethering complex. NCBI's taxonomy places the organism in Eukaryota, Metazoa, Chordata, Mammalia, Artiodactyla, Delphinidae. Gene Ontology annotation, molecular function: actin filament binding.